This is a messenger RNA of Nicotiana tabacum (common tobacco), 2318 nucleotides long. Its product is annotated as phosphoinositide phospholipase C 6-like. The record is from RefSeq and is a predicted model, not a curated record. Gene Ontology annotation, molecular function: phosphatidylinositol-4,5-bisphosphate phospholipase C activity. Gene Ontology annotation, biological process: lipid metabolic process; release of sequestered calcium ion into cytosol; phosphatidylinositol-mediated signaling. NCBI's taxonomy places the organism in Eukaryota, Viridiplantae, Streptophyta, Magnoliopsida, Solanales, Solanaceae. Gene Ontology annotation, cellular component: plasma membrane.
AAAAAUGAUAGACGCGUCGUAAUUAUUUAAUUGAAACGUUAUACAAUUUCUUCAACAAUAAUCCGAUCACUUUCAUAUAUACACAUAUAAUUAUAGAUCUUCUCUUCAUCUAACAAGUAACAACUCCUCAAAGUCGUCAUCAACCAAAAAAUUUCAGUCUUUUUUCAAUUAUAUAUUUAAUAAAACUUCCUCUCUCCUUAGAAAAACACAAGAUCAAGAAUCACUGACUCAUUAUUACAUUGUUACGAUUUGUAGUCUUAGAGAUAUCAUUUUUUAGAUUGAUUUGGGAAAUGGGAAGUUAUAAUUAUUACAGAAUGUUUGGGUGUUUUAACCGGAAAUUCAAGAUCAGGGAGACGGAGCCGCCGCCGGAGGUGAGGGAAGCGUUUUCACGGUACACCGGAAGAGGAACCCACAUGAACGCCGAUCAGCUUCUCCGUUUUCUGGUGGAGGUUCAAGGAGAGGAAGGUGCUACCGUUAAAGAUGCGGAGCAAAUUAUACAGCAAGUUGUUAAUCGCCGGCACCAUUUGAUCAGGCGGCUUAAUCAUUCACUUGAACUCGAAGAUUUCUUUUAUUUUCUUUUUCAGGAUGAUCUCAAUGGACCCAUCAAAUCUCAGGUACACCAUGAUAUGAGUGCUCCAUUGCAACAUUAUUUCAUCUAUACAGGUCACAACUCCUAUCUAACAGGAAACCAACUUAGUAGCGACUGUAGUGAAAUUCCAAUAGUUAAAGCUUUGGAAAGAGGUGUCCGCGGUAUUGAACUGGACUUAUGGCCAAAUUCAGCAAAAGAUAAUAUUCAUGUUCUUCAUGGAAGGACCCUGACCACACCAGUGCCACUUCUUAAAUGCUUAAAGGCCAUUAGAGACCAUGCUUUUGUUAAAUCGCCUUAUCCUGUCAUAAUCACGUUGGAAGACCACCUGACACCGGACCUUCAAGCUAAAGUUGCAGAGAUGGUUACCCAAACCUUUGGAGAAAUGCUAUAUUAUCCUCAGUCAGAGUGCUUAGAGGAAUUUCCUUCACCUGAACGGCUUAAGAAUCGGAUUAUUCUCUCUACAAAACCACCUAAAGAGUACCUUGAGUCAAAGCAUCAGAGAGACACAUCUCCAGUGGGAAAAGAUUCAUUUCGAGAGGAUGCUAUGAAGAAGGAGAAAUCAGAUUUUGGCACCGAGGAUCAGGACACUGAUGAAAGGAGUGAUAGUGAUCAAGAUGAUGAAGACGGUGAUACCUCCGUCGACCAACAAUCAUACCAACCAGGAGCACCUCAGUACAAGAGUCUGAUAGCAGUUCAUGCUGGGAAGGCAAAAUAUGGUUUGAAACGUGCACUAAGGGAGGGAAGUAAUAAAGUCAGUCGACUUAGUUUGAGUGAACAAGAACUCGAAAGAGCGGCAGAAAAUUAUGGAACAGAUUUGGUCAGGUUCACCCAAAAGAAUAUUGCAAGGGUGUACCCUAAGGGAACAAGAGUAACCUCCACAAAUUUCAAGCCUAUGACUGGCUGGAUGCAUGGAGCGCAGAUGGUAGCAUUUAACAUGCAGGGAUAUGGAAAAUCACUCUGGAUGAUGCAUGGGAUGUUUAGGUCUAAUGGAAGCUGUGGCUAUGUGAGAAAGCCUCGCUUUCUCAUGGAAAAAGGCCCACACAAUGAGGUAUUUGAUCCCAAAGUGAAAUUGCCAGUGAAGAAAACUUUACAGGUCAGAGUAUAUAUGGGAGAUGGAUGGCGCUUAGAUUUCAGCCAUACACAUUUUGAUGCCUAUUCGCCUCCAGACUUUUACACCAAGCUAUAUAUCGUUGGAGUGCCUGCAGAUGCUCGUAAAAAAAAGACUCGGAUAAUUGAGGAUGAUUGGUGUCCAAUUUGGGAUGAAGAGUUUAAUUUCCCUUUGACAGUGCCAGAGCUGGCUUUGCUUCGAAUUGAAGUACGAGAAUAUGACAUGUCGGAGAAGGAUGAUUUUGGCGGACAGACAUGUUUGCCUGUCUCAGAGUUGAGACCAGGGAUCAGAUCAGUCGCUCUCUAUGAUAAGAAGGGUCAAAAAAUGAAAUCUGUCAAACUUCUUAUGCGAUUUCAAUUUGUGUGAACUGUGAAAAACUUUUAUUCUUUUUUCUUUGUAGGAUUUUCUCUUGUAGACACAUGCUUAAUUUGAUUGUAUCUAAACGUCCAGCUCUUGUACAGUGGGAGUGAUGAUGCUGUAUUAGGAAGGGAAAUAAAUUAAGCUUGAGGGAUGAAGUUAUGGGCUUGUGAGUUUGUGACAUUUGUUUUGUACUCUUGUUAACAUUGAUAUAUAUUCAGGUAUCAAAAUGAGGCAGAAAAUACAGAUUACCUCUUUCCUUUU